GGAAGAAGAAAGCCAAAAGGACAAGGGGGGAGGGGGUCGAGGAAGCCAGCGAGCAAGCCGGGCUGCCAGCCACAUGCCUCGCCUUGCCGCCUGCCCACCCCGGCACCUGUGAGCGGAGCCGCCGCACCGAGGCGAGGCGAGGCGAGGUGGGCAAGGCGGGCGAGGCCCCUGUUCUCCAGGCCGGCUGCCCGGAUCCCCCAGAAAACGGCUCCUGACCACGCUCGGCUACUGCUCCCGCCGCCGGCUCCCUCAGCCCCUGCUCGCCUCGGCUUCCCCGCACACCCAGAGCUCCUCGGGGAUCUCCGCCCCCCCCCAGCCCCGCCCCGCCUGGCUCAGGCACGCCGAGGCUGCGAGUCGGGGGCCACGGUUCUGCUCGCCUCCUCGCCUUCCCCUUUCCCACCAGGAUUUAUUGUCUGUGGAGCCUCCUGGGGGGUGGGGAAGGAGGUGCCGCUAGCACUGCUGCUGCCGCUGCUGGUGAUUGGGUGGCCGGCCAGGCUUGGCACAGACUAGGAGAGUUAGCGCUCUCCUCCCGCCCCCAGCCUGCUGCUAGUCGUUAGCCGGGCUUCCCCUCUCCGCGGCUUCCCAUGGGAACACAUCCAGCAGUCCACCUGAAGGGCAUCGGCAUCAUGGUCUAGCCUUGGACCUUCCUAGAAUCCCCUCUCCUUCUCUUUGCCUCUCUAAGAAAAGGAGGAGAAAAAAAAAAAAAUUCUCCACUCCCACUCUACUGCGGACCCGGGAAGCCACACUUUAAGGAAUAAGCAUUUGCAGCUGAACGUCGGGAGCCCUCGGAUACUCAUGGAUAGUUCCUCCCGGAGCCUGCAAUGAUGGAGAGCCUACGGAGGCACAGGAAUCCCCCACAAUUUCUGAGAAGUCCUGGUAUUCAGGAAGUGCGUGCUCCACUUCGGAAGAGACCUGAAGAGGAGUUGCAGUGCCUGGAGAUGACAACCAAACGGAAGAUCAUCGGCCGCCUGGUGCCGUGCCGAUGUUUCCGAGGCGAAGAAGAAAUCGUCGCAGUGUUGGAUUACUCUCACUGCGGCCUGCAGCAGGUGCCAAAGGAGGUCUUUAACUUUGAGAGGACCCUAGAGGAACUUUAUCUAGAUGCCAAUCAAAUUGAAGAGCUGCCUAAGCAAUUGUUCAACUGUCAAGCUCUCCGCAAACUGAGUAUCCCAGAUAAUGACCUUUCGAAUCUGCCAACCACUAUUGCUAGUUUAGUUAAUCUCAAAGAACUUGACAUCAGUAAAAAUGGUGUACAAGAAUUUCCAGAAAACAUUAAGUGCUGUAAGUGUUUAACAAUUAUUGAAGCCAGUGUCAAUCCCAUUUCUAAGCUCCCUGAUGGCUUCACACAGCUCAUCAACCUGACCCAGCUGUACCUGAAUGAUGCCUUUCUGGAGUUUCUUCCAGCCAACUUCGGAAGACUUGUCAAAUUGCGGAUCUUGGAAUUAAGAGAAAAUCAUUUGAAAACUCUACCAAAGUCAAUGCACAAACUGGCCCAGCUGGAGAGGCUUGACCUGGGCAAUAACGAGUUCAGCGAGCUGCCCGAGGUUCUGGAACAAAUACAAAACCUAAGAGAAUUGUGGAUGGACAAUAAUGCACUUCAAACACUUCCUGGGUCUAUAGGGAAAUUAAAGAUGUUGGUGUACCUGGAUAUGUCCAAAAACAGAAUAGAAACUGUUGACAUGGAGAUUUCGGGAUGUGAAGCACUUGAAGACCUCUUAUUGUCGUCCAAUAUGUUGCAACAAUUGCCUGACUCUAUAGGACUGUUGAAAAAACUAACCACUCUAAAAGUAGAUGACAAUCAACUUACUGUGUUACCCAAUGCAAUUGGAAAUUUAUCUUUAUUAGAAGAAUUUGACUGCAGCUGUAAUGAAUUGGAGAGCUUACCUUCCACUAUUGGCUACCUGCAUAGUCUUCGAACAUUAGCUGUUGAUGAGAAUUUUCUCCCAGAACUACCUAGAGAAAUUGGGAGUUGUAAAAAUGUUACAGUCAUGUCCCUGCGCUCCAAUAAGCUGGAAUUUCUUCCUGAAGAGAUUGGCCAGAUGCAGAAAUUAAGAGUUUUAAAUUUAAGUGAUAACAGGCUGAAGAAUUUACCAUUCUCAUUUACCAAACUGAAGGAGCUUGCUGCUUUGUGGCUUUCAGACAAUCAAUCAAAGGCCCUUAUCCCUUUACAAACUGAAGCUCACCCAGAAACAAAACAAAGAGUAUUGACUAACUACAUGUUUCCUCAACAACCUCGAGGUGAUGAAGAUUUCCAGUCAGACAGCGACAGUUUUAACCCUACUCUGUGGGAGGAGCAGCGACAACAACGAAUGACCGUUGCCUUUGAAUUUGAAGACAAAAAGGAAGACGACGACAGUGCUGGAAAAGUGAAGGAUCACCCUUGCCAUGCCCCCUGGGAAAGGGGCCAGCGUGGGAUUGCCCUCCAACCUGCCAGACUGUCUGGCGAUUGCUGCACACCAUGGGCCAGGUGUGAUCAGCAGAUCCAAGACAUGCCAGUUGCCCAGAUUGACCCACAGCUGGCAUGGGGGUGUAUAAGUGGCCUCCAGCAGGACAGGAGCAUGGGCACUCCGUUGCCAGCUGCAGCAAAUUCCACAACUCUUCCCUCUCUAAGUGGCAGACAGGUUGAAAUAAAUCUAAAACGCUAUCCUACCCCUUACCCAGAAGAUUUGAAGAAUAUGGUAAAAUCUGUUCAAAAUCUGGUGGGAAAAACAAGCCAUGGAGGGCGUGUUGAGAAUUCAAAUCCAACGGCCAACACCGACCAACCUGUGAAAGAAAAGUAUGAACAUAAGUGGCCAGUUGCCCCAAAGGAAAUCACAGUUGAGGAUUCCUUUGUUCAUCCAGCCAGUGAAAUGAGGAUUGGGGAACUUCACCCUUCACUGGCCGAGGCUCCGCUAUACCCUCCCAAACUUGUUCUUCUGUCAAAAGACAAAAAGGAAUCAACAGAUGAGUCUGAAGUCGAUAAAACUCAGUGUCUGAAUAACAGUGCUUCCUCGGGUACUUACUCAGACUACUCACCUUCUCAGGCUUCCUCGGGAUCAUCGAACGCCCGUGCUAAAGCAGCGUCUUUGCAAACGGCGACUAAAGAUGCAGGAAAUCAUUCUCUGUGGGGCAACAGGAUAACGCCAUCUUUUCCCCAGCCUAUUGACUCAAAGCCAUUACUCAGCCAGCGUGAGCCUGUGCCACCAGGGAACAUCCCCCCACGUCCCGAAAGGCGUCCGAUGAGCGAAACGUUUGCCGAUCACUGGAACGACGGCUCCCAUUACGAUAACACGGGGUUUGUCGCAGAGGAGAACGCAGCAGAGAACGCCAACAGUAAUCCUCUGUUAAGUUCCAAGUCCAGAAGCACAUCUGCUCAUAGCCGUCGGCCUUUGAUCAGACAAGACAGGAUAGUUGGCAUCCCCCUGGAACUUGAACAGUCUACACAUAGACACACACCUGAAUCAGAAGUGCCUCCUUCCAAUCCUUGGCAGAAUUGGACUAGAACCCCUAGUCCCUUUGAAGACAGGACAGCUUUUCCUUCCAAAUUGGAGACCACCCCCACCACCAGCCCUUUGCCAGAAAGGAAAGACCAUAUAAAAGAACCAGCAGAAAUAGCCAGUCCUUUCUCUCCAGGCGUACCUUGGGAGUAUCACGAUUCCAAUGCGAACAGGAGUCUCAGUAAUGUCUUUUCUCAUAUUCACUGCCGCCCAGAGCCUUCCAAAGGUGUGAUUUCCAUUAGCAAAAGCACAGAGAGGCUUUCACCAUUGAUGAAAGAUAUAAAGUCCAAUAAAUUUAAAAAGUCACAGAGUAUCGAUGAGAUAGACAUUGGUACAUAUAAGGUGUAUAACAUACCGUUAGAAAACUAUGCAUCCGGGAACGAUCACUUAGGGAGCCACGACAGGCCAGACAAAAUCCUGAUGCCGGAGCACGGCAUGUCGAGCAUGUCUCGUAGUCAGUCAGUCCCAAUGCUCGACGAUGAGAUGUUGACUUAUGGCAGUAGUAAGGGGCCACCGUCACAGAAGCCCUCUAUGACGAAGAAAGUCUAUCAGUUUGACCAAAGCUUCAAUCCGCAAGGAGCAGUGGAGGUGAAAGCAGAAAAGAGGAUGCUUCCUCCUUUCCAACAGAACACUGAGUAUAUCUCACAGCCCGGUAAAACGAUCGCAAAGGAUCUGGUCAGUCCGAGAGCUUACAGAGGCUAUCCCCCCGUGGAGCACAUGUUUUCCUUCUCUCAGCCUUCGGUUAACGAGGAGGCCAUUGUCAACGCCCAGUUCGCAAGCCAGGGGUCCAGGGCGGGAUUCCUCCGGAGAGCGGACUCUCUGGCGAGCUCCGCAGAAAUGGCCAUGUUUAGAAGGGUCAGUGAGCCUCAUGAAGUGCCCCCGAGUGAUAGGUAUGGCAGGCCUCCAUAUAGAGGAGCUCUGGAUCGCCAAAGCAGCGCCUCAGUGUCUGAAUCCCAGUUCCUCAAAAGGAAUGGCAGGUAUGAAGAUGAACAUCCUUCAUAUCAAGAAGUGAAAGCCCAGGCGGGAAGUUUUCCAGUUAAAAACCUUACCCAAAGGCGGCCAUUGUCUGCAAGAAGCUACAGUACAGAGAGUUAUGGUGCCUCCCAAACCAGACCAGUUUCAGCUAGGCCUACUAUGGCAGCUCUUUUGGAAAAGAUACCAUCUGACUAUAACUUGGGUAACUAUGGUGACAAGCCAUCAGAUAACAGUGAUUUAAAGACAAGGCCCACUCCUGGGAAGGGAGAGGAGAGCUGUGGGAAAAUGCCUGCAGACUGGAGACAACAGCUGCUUAGACAUAUAGAAGCUAGAAGGUUAGACAGGAAUGCCGCUUACAAACACGCCACAGUUAACCUUGGCAUGCUGCACUCUGGAGGGCUUUCGGCCGUGCAUGCAGGGAGAAGCAUGACUUUAAACUUGCAGACUAAGUCUCAGUUUGAGAACCAAACACAGCAACAGCUACCUCUCCAGCAUACCCCGUCCCAGCAAAGCAACAUUCUAGACAAUGGACAAGAAGAUGUAUCUCCCAGUGGCCAGUGGAACCCCUAUCCACUUGGGAGGCGGGAUGUACCUCCGGACACGAUUACUAAAAAGGCAGGCAGCCACAUCCAGACGCUGAUGGGUUCCCAGAGCCUCCAGCAUCGGAGUCGGGAGCAGCAGCCGUACGAGGGCAAUGUCAACAAGGUGACCAUCCAACAGUUUCAGUCCCCCUUGCCCAUUCAGAUCCCUUCCUCGCAAGCUUCACGGGGACCUCAGCCUGGACGGUGCUUAAUUCAAACUAAAGGGCAGAGGAGUAUGGACGGGUACCCAGAGCAGUUUUGUGUGAGAAUAGAAAAGAAUCCUGGCCUUGGAUUUAGUAUCAGUGGUGGAAUUAGUGGACAAGGAAAUCCAUUCAAACCUUCUGACAAGGGUAUCUUUGUUACUAGGGUUCAGCCUGAUGGGCCAGCAUCCAGCCUGCUGCAGCCUGGUGAUAAGAUCCUUCAGGCAAACGGACACAGUUUCGUGCAUAUGGAACAUGAGAAAGCGGUCUUACUCCUGAAGAGUUUCCAGAACACAGUAGACCUAGUUAUUCAGCGUGAGCUUACUGUCUAAAUAUUUUUUAUAAAUAGUGAAGAUUCGUCUAAUCAGACCUAAUGUUCAAAGAUAAAUUUAUACAUAGGAAAACAUUUUUGCCAAUUGCUGGACCAAUGGCAAACAUUAGUGCCAAAUGUAUAAUACUGUAUGUCAGUACUGAGCCUCCUUAAAAAUGUUCAUUCUAUAAAUAUGACGUUCACGUGGUGAUGUAUUAGUUCUCAUUGUCAGCCUCUGGCUGGGCAUUGGUGCGGGGGUUUUGUUUUGUUUCUUUUCAUUUUAUUUCAUUUUUUAUCAGAUUAGUUUCUUCUCAAAGUGGAUUUCCUAUAAUUUCAGAGCACGGAAGCACACACAAGCUCUUUAAGAAUUCCGCUCUCCAUCAGAAACACUGCCUCAAAAUUGUAUAUGCCUUUCUAUAGAAAAUACAGAGAUAAAGAAUUGUAAUUCCCAUAAAAUAUUUCUAGCACAAGUUAUAUGUUGGCAUAUAUUCAAAAAGAAUAUAGAUAAAAUGAUAUUUUCAUAAACUAAACACCUCGGAUUGAGAAAGAAAAUAUAUCUUAAAAUAAGACUUUACUAUGUUGAAUCUUUUUCAAUAAAAUACAUGAUAAUGCCUUAUGAAAGUAACUGUACAUAUGGUAUACAGUGUUUAUAUUUGGUUCCAUAUUCAUUGCUAAAUUCUCACCAUACAGAGUGAAAUGUUUCAUAAAUUAGCCUUUUUUUCUCUGGGACCUGAAUAUAAAGAGUCAAUAUAAAAUUAAUUAAACUUGCUCAAUGCCUUCCACCGAAAGUUGGGAAAUGGACAAAAGGCCAUUGGCGGGAACUAUGAUUCUCCACAAAAAUAAGCAGUGAGUGAUGGGUGGCAGGAAAGUUGCUUUGUUUUCUCCGAGUUUCUCUAAUUAUACGCAGUAGCCCCUGUGAUUCUUUUUGCUGUUGGUGUGGAAUUUCCUCGCGGGUCGCAUCAGCGGAUUUGCUGCUUUUCAGUCAUUUCAAUGAGCUUUGGGGAUCGAUAAGCUUCACCCUUGAGAAGGACUGUUUAGCGGAGAGCCAUUGGUGGGAGCUAUAUUUGAACUCUAACAUUGAAUAUCAACUUCAAAUGUGUUAUCCCAGAGCUGUGGUCUGCUGUAAGAUUCAUCUCAGAGCUUGCCUUUUGACCAGGGCUGGAGACAAUCCCAAAUUCAUCUCAAUCGCUCCUGGUCCAAGUGUUUAAAGCUUUUUAAUUUUUCUUCUCCAGAAAUAAUGGUACGGAACUCUGGCGUUCCUUUACCGCCGGAUUGGCAGGCCGAUGGGAGAGUUCGGGGAUCUUCAAAUUCUCGACAUUUUGUAGUACGAGUGAUGGAAAAACUCUCCAUUUUCUAAUCCUAUUUACUAUUUCUUUGUGUUUUUACUCAUCCACUUCUUUAAGAUGCCCCGUUGGAAAUCCUACGACAAGCCUGCAGAGCUUGCACUAUUCAUGUUCCUUCUCGUGUCAGCAUGGCUCUUUAGGAGCAAACCGAGAUCCCCGUUGAUUUUCCAAGCUGCUGUUUCAUGCAGUGUGUGCAUUGCAUACUGUGUCACCACAGCUCUGAGGACGCUAUUUGUAAAUGAACUGUUUUCCUACGUCCAAUGAGAAUAUGUAUUUUUGUAGGGUCUAUUAAAAUAAGUUACUCUCCCAAGA
Antechinus flavipes (yellow-footed antechinus) is the source of this 7194-nucleotide messenger RNA. It is a transcript of the gene LRRC7, whose product is annotated as leucine rich repeat containing 7. The coding region runs from base 822 to 5561 and encodes 1579 amino acids. Gene Ontology annotation, biological process: neurotransmitter receptor transport postsynaptic membrane to endosome; neurotransmitter receptor transport, endosome to postsynaptic membrane. Gene Ontology annotation, cellular component: postsynaptic density; postsynaptic membrane; adherens junction. NCBI's taxonomy places the organism in Eukaryota, Metazoa, Chordata, Mammalia, Dasyuromorphia, Dasyuridae. The transcript has 27 exons. Gene Ontology annotation, molecular function: protein binding. The record is from RefSeq and is a predicted model, not a curated record.